Messenger RNA from Lytechinus pictus (painted urchin), 8234 nucleotides. Its product is annotated as pre-mRNA-splicing factor ATP-dependent RNA helicase PRP16-like. The transcript has 10 exons. The record is from RefSeq and is a predicted model, not a curated record. Gene Ontology annotation, biological process: mRNA splicing, via spliceosome. Gene Ontology annotation, cellular component: spliceosomal complex; intracellular anatomical structure. Lineage: Eukaryota; Metazoa; Echinodermata; Echinoidea; Temnopleuroida; Toxopneustidae. The coding region runs from base 1670 to 2902 and encodes 410 amino acids. Gene Ontology annotation, molecular function: RNA binding; 3'-5' RNA helicase activity.
CUUUCAAAUAAUAUUUUACUCAUACAAAAGGAUUAUAUGGAUUUCAUACUCAAGCAAAUCCAAAUUCUUACAAAAUUACAUGUCCCCAUUUACAUUGUAGAUAAUACUGUUAGGGCGUAUAGGGGCCAUUUUGAAUUUAACAAUACAGCAUUUAUCUCAUGCAUGACUAGAGAAAUGAUAUGUUUAGCUAGAAAACGUGUUUUCAGACAAUAUUUUACUCGUAUAUCACAAUUACAUGCAUUUUAUGUACUUAUUCUCGUGAAAAUGGGUUUCUCCAUUCGCAUUGUACAUAAUGUAUAAUGGGCAUAUGGCGGCCAUUUUGAAUUUCAAAAUACAGCAUUUAUCACAUAAAUUGCAUCACAAAUAUUAUAUUCCGUUAAAAUUGAAUUUUUAGCCAAUAUGCCACUCGCAUAUCUUAAUAAUAUCCAUUUUAGUACUCACUCUUGUGAUUUUCUUUUGUCCCCAUUAACAUUAUACAUAAUACUGUCAGGGCGUUUGGUGGCUUUUUGAAUACUAAAAUGCUUCAUUUAUUACACACAUGACAUAACAAAUGAUAUAUUUCGUUAGCAAUCAUGUUUUCAUCCAUUACUUCACAAAAAAUCACAAUUACUUGCAUUUAGUGCUCACUUUUGUGAAAAUUAUUUUCCCCAUUCAUAUUGUACAUAAAGUUUAAUACAGCGGUCUAUGGCGGCCAUUUUAAAUAUCAAGAAAAUACAUAUUUUUUCAAAAAUCGUUUUUUCAGAGAGUAUUUCACUCCUGCAACACAAUUACAUACAUUUUAUAGCCAAUCUACUGGCAAUUUUAUGAUUUUCAUGGGUAAUUUGCAUAUUUUGGCGGCCAUAUUAGAUUUUGCCAAUUUGCGGAAAAUGCUCAAGGUUACACGAGUGGCAUCAUUCAGAUUCGUAAUCAGCACCCUCGAAUUGACAAGAAACCAUGAAAAAAUAUUGUAUAUAUGAAAAAACAAGGUUUGGACAAUUUUCUAUGGGGCCUAUCCUGGACUAAUUGCGCUAGCGGCCUUUUUCCAGGAACUGGAUUGUGCAUUCGCGUUAGCGACUUUUUUCCAGGAACUUGAUCAGUGGAUUGCAUUUUUUCUUCCAGAAAAAAAGGCGUACGGUAUUAAUUCUUAAGAUUAGAAAAGCGUUUACAGUGUUUUAAAUAAAAUAACGAUUAAGAAACAAUCUUGCUUUUGUCAGAAAGUUUGAGAAUUAAGGACAGAAAAUAAUACAUUUGCUGCUAAAAAGCACAAAAAUAACGUCAAAUCAUAAUUUGCGUUUUCUCGAAAAUGUACGUUUUGCGCACAUGCGCGCUAAGUCACUUCUUACGGGAAGCCGACGAUGGUAUUAAUCAAAUAAAUGUGAAAGUAUCAAAAGGUUGUAACUGCAGUACACACUACAAUGUUAGAAUUGAUAAGACAUUCUCGAAAGUAAGGUUUUGAUUCUCAUUCUUUUUAUUUCUUUCUGAUUUAAUUUCAUGACUUAUUUAUUUUGUUGACACCACCAUAGAGCGUCUUGGAGAGCUAGACAAUGCCCCACAGCUUGCCAUCUUACCUAUCUAUUCACAGCUACCAUCAGACCUUCAAGCUAAGAUCUUCCAGAAAGCACCUGAUGGAGUCAGAAAGUGUGUAGUAGCUACAAACAUCGCUGAAACUUCACUAACAGUUGAUGGUAUCAUGUUUGUGGUGGAUGCUGGGUAUUGUAAACUGAAGGUGUACAACCCUCGUAUAGGUAUGGAUGCUCUACAAGUAUACCCUAUCAGUCAAGCCAAUGCAAGACAGAGAUCUGGCAGAGCUGGUAGGACAGGACCAGGACAAUGCUAUAGACUCUACACAGAAAGUGCUUACAAGAAUGAAUUAUUGAUGACGACUGUACCUGAGAUACAGAGAACAAACCUUGCCAAUGUUGUUCUACUUCUCAAAUCAUUAGGAGUAGAUGAUCUUCUGCUCUUCCACUUCAUGGACCCACCCCCUCAGGACAACAUGUUGAACUCUAUGUACCAGUUAUGGAUCCUUGGAGCAUUAGAUAACACUGGUCAGCUGACACCUAUUGGAAGACAGAUGGUAGAGUUCCCUUUGGAUCCUGCACUCUCUAAGCUUCUUAUCGUCGCCUGUGAGAUGGGGUGUAGUUCUGAGGCUUUGAUCAUUGUCUCUAUGUUGUCUGUUCCGUCCAUUUUCUACCGUCCAAAGGGCAGAGAGGAAGACAGUGAUCAAGCUAGAGAAAAGUUCUCAGUCCCAGAAAGUGAUCAUUUAACAUUUCUUAAUGUCUACCAGCAAUGGAAAAAUAACCACUACUCAUCGAGUUGGUCCUCUGAGCAUUUCAUCCAUGUGAAGGCCAUGCGUAAGGUACGCGAGGUACGACAACAGCUCAAAGACAUCAUGGAUCAACAAGGUAUGGAGCUGGUCUCUUGUGGGACUAGCUGGGAUCUUAUCAGGAAAUGUAUCUGUUCUGCCUUCUUCCACCAUGCUGCCAAGCUCAAGGGUAUAGGGGAGUAUGUGAAUGUACGGACAGGUAUGCCUUGUCAUCUUCAUCCGACUAGCGCCCUCUUUGGUAUGGGAUUCACACCCGAGUACAUCAUCUACCAUGAACUGGUCAUGACCUCUAAGGAAUACAUGCAGUGUGUGACUGCUGUGGAGGGUGAAUGGUUAGCUGAGCUGGGACCUAUGUUUUACAGCAUCAAGGAAAAGGGCAAAACAAGACAGCAAGGACGUCUGGCAGCGAAGGCAGACUUGCCUAACAUGGAGGAAGAGAUGGUUCUUGCAACAGAAGAACUUCGGGCUAGGAAAGAAGACAAACUACUUGAGAGAAUUAAAUCAUCGAAAAGAAUGAAGAUUGCUACUCCUGGUAGGAAAGAGGAAUCAACUACAUCAACACCAAGGAGAAAAACGCCAUCCUCAUUUGGAUUAUGAUGUUUUAGGAUUUCUUAGAAGUAGGAAUUUCUUGAAAAUUUCUAAGUGUUAUUUCAGGUCUUUAUGCCCCAUAUUUUUAACAAUGUUUUUAUUUGAACCGUGACUUAAUCAUCGGUUUGACCAGAACAUAAGGGAAACAAUGCAGACAUUCUGGGCUUGGUGCAAGGUGUAAAUAGUUUUGUUAUUCUUCAAUGUUAAGUAUUUAACAUGGUUAUCCAGAAUAAUAAAUAAUUCUGUAUAUGCAACCAAUUGAGGCUUAUUGAUGAUCCCUGUGUCCUUUCGAAGUACCUAGUCUUUUGAAAAUAAAGCUAGCAAUUGUACUUAAAACUUCAGUCUUAUAAGGACAAGUCCACCCAACAAAAAGACGAUUUGAAUAAAAAGAGAACAAUCCAACAAGCACAACACUGAAAAUUUCAUCAAAAUCGGUUAUAAAGUAAGAAAGAUAUGACAUUUUAAAAUUUUGCUUAAUUUCACAGAACAGUUAUAUGCACAUCCUAGUGGGUAUGCAAAUGAGGAGACUGAUGACGUCAUCCACUUACUAUUUCUUUUGUAUUUUAUUAUUAUGAAUAGGGAAUAUCCUAUUUUUCUCCUCAUUGUCAAGUGAAACAAUGAUCAAAUCCUCCCUGAAUAUGUGGAAUAAGCAUUGUUUACUAUUAUAUGAUUCAGUCAAGUUGGUGCUAAUUGUCAAAUCUAAAAAAAAUGAAAUAUUGUAUAAUUCAAACAAUAAAAAACAAAAGAAAUAGUGAGUGAGGGACGUCAUCGACUGUCUCAUUUGAGUUGUGCAUAUCACUGUUUUGUGAAAAAUAAGCAAAACUUUAAAAUGUCAUAACUUUCUUAUUUUACAUCCGAUUUUGAUGAAAUUUUCAGCAUUUUGCAAGUUUGAUUUUUCUCUAUUUAUUCAAAUCAACAUUUUUGUGGGGUGGACUUGACCUUUAAAGGGAUGUUCCAGGCUGAGAAUAAUAUGAUUCAAAAAAUCAAACAAAACAUUGAAAAUUUGAUCAGAAUCGGACUAGGAAUAAAAAAGUUAAGGCAUUUUAAAGAUAAGCAUUAUUCCGGUGAAACAGUUCUAGGCAUGUCUUCAUAAAUAUUCAAUGAGCAACAUGAUGAUAUCAUAUGCCCACUUGUUCUUUUUUAUUUUAUUAUAUGAAAUUAGGUUUAUUCAAUAUUUUUCUACCAAGAACUGAAUAAAAGGGAUUGACAACUUAUUUAGUGCAUUAGAUAUUCAUUGCUGCAACUUAUUUCAUUAUAAAGGAGACACAUUAUUCACACAUGUAUGAAAAAUUGAAACAAUUAUGAUUUUAUGGAAUAACAUAAGAGAAAGGAAAGUGGUAAUGUGACAUCAUCAGCUCACCUAAUGAAUAUUCAAGAUGACGUAUAGAAUUAUUUUCACAAAAUAUUGCUUAACUUUAAAAUUCAAUAACUUCAUUAUUUGUUAUCCGAUUUUGAUGAAAUUUUCAGCAUUUUGCUCUGUGAAUUUUACCCCAUAAGUUUCACAACCAAGAAAACGGGAGAAAAAGAAAACCGUGAAAAUUGGCAUGAUAGUAUGGGACGUAAUCUACAAGAAUGUAUGGUUGAUUUUUUUACGAAAUCAUCAGAUUUAUUAAUUAUGCUAAUUUAUGUGUAAAUCAUACUUUUGCUCUAAUUCAUUAUAAAAAAAUCAGAGAAUGCCAAUUUUGGUGUAAAUAUUCUUUACACCAUUGCUAACAAUUACAAAUUUAAAAAAUCCUGGUUUGGAAAUAAAUUUGUUAUGUAUUUCACUGUUUUAUGAAUUUCUUAUGUAUAUGUAUUUCUUUAUUUUUCGAUCUUUUGUUUUUCUUUGUUUUUUCACCAAAUUUUUACAGAACCUUUUUAAAGCAUAAUUAUGAUAAAAUCAAUUAAUUUCAGCUGAUGAAAGUAGAAAUAAUCAUAUCUUUAUGAAUAAGGUGAGAAAACUCAAUUUACAUUGACUUUGUACACAAAAUCACGUUUUGGAGCAAUUUGGGGUCUGACAUGCACUUAUGUAAUGUUGUGUAAUUAUCAAAUUGCAAACCUGGGCAUCAUGAAUUUGGUCUCAAUAGGUGCGCAAGACUUCAAAGUAAAAAGUCAGUAAACAGCGUGGUAAAAAAAAAUCCGCGCAGAGGAAUGGACGCAGAAAAUGUUGAGGGGGGUUGAUUAAAAAAAAAAAGAUAUGGGGUUGACACCAAAACUAUAACCCUUUAAUACCCUGACAUAAACUUUGAAAUCAUACAUUUCACUACUAAAAUCAAAUCAAAAUAGAAUUAUAGAAAAUGUUAACGUCAUGAAGAUGCUGACAAUUUUUGCUGUGUCUGCGCCCUCUUAUGUACAUGGAUUUAGGGAGCUCCUACUGACUGGUUCAAUCCAAGUUAAUGAACUGUCUUGGUAAAGCAGUUGGUGUUCCUAUUCAAAGCUCUUUAGCAUGAAAUGAGGAUCAGUUUCUUUGGAAGAAUUCCAUAUGACUCUGAGACUCACAUUCUGCAAAGAAAAACAUUUUUAUUUUCAAGCAAAGGACUGAAGAUCAUAUAUGUUAAAGAAAACUGCAUUUAUUUUUGUUUGUUUAAACCUUUGUUCUUUGAGCCAUAGUUGGAACUCUUUACUGUUUCAAAGCAUUGACUUGCUCUGUGACCGAUUGGGGAAAAAAUUGCAAGUUGAUCUGAAUGAUUUCUUUUACAAAAAACCUAAAUAGUACAUUAGUAUUUGGCAGUUCUUAGCAGUUUUGCUAAAAAUGAGAAAAUGGGUUCUAAAGCUACAACAUUACUAGAGUGUAUGUAUUUGAAUGCAUGUAAAAGAAUAAAAGCAUGCCUAUAUAUAUUUGAUACCUGUAUUAGUGAACCUUUCUCAGUGUACCAGCUGAAUGAAGCACAAUCGUAUACAGAAAGUUUGAACAGGCCUUACAUAUCAAACCCAUCCUGGCAAAAAUCUCUGAUGGAAUUCAGCUUUAUAAGACCAGGGUGUCUUUUUUGAAUUCCUCUAUAAUUCUUAUAUUUUUUGUUUGUUCUGAAGUGCCAUUGCUAUGAAUAGAUAUGAACAAAUUUUUGGUGUUGGAGAGUAAUAUGUAGUUAAUGUGAAUUAUCAGAAUAGAAGAACUGCCAAUAACCCUUGACUUACUCUUAUAAUUUUCUUAAAAACUGUCCUCUAAAAACACUUGGAUUUUGACAUAAAGAAACAAGGACUUUGUUUACUAUCGAAGAAAAAUUUUGCAGGGAAAAUUUUGUAAGUCCACUUAUAAAAGUGGAGUAGGGGUCUAGGCUACAUGUACAUCUUUGGUUUUGCAAGAUUAACUUGAUUUUAUUGACUUGAUUUCAGUUGCUCUUAGUAGAUAUGGAUGGUUUAUUCAUGUUUGGAUGAUAUAAAGUUGAUAAAAAUCUUUUUCUUUUGAGUAAAAAAAAUUAAACUGCCACAACAAAGAAAAAAUCAUCAAUCAUUUGUACAUGUUUGAAUGGAAGUGAUUUAAAUCAAUUAUUAAAAAAAAAAUCAUAGUGAUUUAAAUCGCAAUUUAAAUCAACGUGAUUUAAAUCAGCCAACCCUGUGUGUGUCAGAAAUCAUAAUGCCAUGGUAACGACAUUAUAUGGUGAAAAUCUUGCGGUUUGAAUUACUUCAUCAAUUUUCAACCAAUUCUCAUGAAAUUUGGCUCACUCAUUGGUUUCGAGGUAAAAAUGUUCGAGACUGAGAGUUUGUGUAUGUCGGAAAUGGAGUUCCCAUGGUAACAACAAAUUAUAUGCCCAAAAUUAGGUAAAAAUCUUGUGGUUCGUACUACAUCUGUUUAAAACCAAUUCUUAUGAAAUUUGGCUCACACUUUGUUUUUUAAGUAAAGAUAUCCGAGACACUUAUUUUGAUGUGUGUGGGACAUCGAGUUGCCAGGUUAACAACUUAUAUGCCCCAAAUUAGGUAAAAAUCUUGCGGUUUGAACUACUUCAUCUGUUUUUAACCAGUUCUCAUUGUAUUUAGCUCACGCACUGAUCUCGGGGUAAUACUAGGGAAGACACAUUUUUUCCAUGUGUUGGAAACUGUUGCCAUGGUAACAGCAUAUGGCGGGGGUAUAAAUCACCUUCAGUGAUAGUUCUAGUACCGGGUACUCGAAUUACAAAAUGAUACCUAUGUACUGCACCAAAAACGAAAAUUGGGGGCUCUGGUCUUAAAAUGGGGGGUCCAGAACUGCUCUCGCAUGAACGAUUGCUAAAAAUGCAAUGCAUGAUAUUGGUCAUGACGUUUCUGCGCGAUGAACCAAUCAGCGGCCUACGAAUCGCUCUGCAGAGCUUUUGCUGUCGUUAGCUUUAGCUGUCGCGAGUAUGAGCGGGCACUGCUUAGAAAUAUGGACCUACUACCAUGCUAGAAACCACAAAUUUGAGAGUGAAAAAUUUAGGCUGAAAAUGGGGGUCUCGACUGCAGCACAUAGGUAUCAUACAUUUAUAAUAAGUGCCCCCCCCCCCCCCCCGUAUCAUGCAAGUGCGAUGAUUGCUGUUGCUAAACAGUUACAAUCUAGUUAUUAUUUGGUUUAUUUGCUUAUGAAUUUCUGAUUUCCAAGUGGAAAGACCAUAUUGCAUACUGCCACCUCAUAAUACUAUCUCAAAACAAGUGUGUAGGUUUUUUUUUUUUUUUUGGGGGGGGGGGUUACUGUCGUAUUCCAUUUAUUAUUUAAUUCUUCAGCUAGUUUAUAGAUGUAUCAAAAUGUUGACAGGUGGCAUUUGUCCAAGUAAUCGUUCUGCAUUUUCAAAUUGAAAUUACAAGCAUGUAAUAGUCGAUGUUGGGUGGAGGCAGUGAUAUCAUGUAACAGUGAUAAGUGACUUGGCUUUCACUUCUAAUUUGGGACUAGUAAACACACGUUGUAAAUAUUCAAUGGUCAGAAUUUUUAAUGCAUAUUUUCCAGGGUUCCCAGCUUUUCAAGAAAACAAAAUUCCUUGAUUUCCUUGAUGAAGUUUAAAAAUUCCCUGAUAAUUAUUUAAACCCAUUCCCAGUUUCGCAUGUUUUGUAUGUUGUUGCAGUGAAUUAAAUGUAUUUUCAGUAUAAAAACAAUAAUGAAAAACUAAUUAGCACCAUAACCAGUCAUUCAAUGGAUGUUGUUUGAUACAUAUGCAACAAAAGAUAACAGUCUGACUGACUACCGUGCUUUCGACUUCUGAUCAAAAUUCCCUGAUGUUUCCCUCAUUUGAGGAAUUUUUCCCUGAUUUGAGGUAUUUUUUAUCAAAUUCCCUGAUUUUUCUCUGACUGGAAAAAAGUAAAAUACUUUUCCCUGAGUUCCCUGAUAGGCUGGGAACCCUGGUUUCAUACAUGUACGAAUAAUAACUGUAAAUUGUACAUAUACUGUGUAAUAAAAUCAUUAUUCAGAACACUGUUA